Messenger RNA from Pieris brassicae (large cabbage white), 2632 nucleotides. RefSeq names its product insulin gene enhancer protein ISL-1 (gene tup). The transcript is spliced from 10 exons. Gene Ontology annotation, biological process: neuron fate specification; positive regulation of transcription by RNA polymerase II; axonogenesis. The record is from RefSeq and is a predicted model, not a curated record. Lineage: Eukaryota; Metazoa; Arthropoda; Insecta; Lepidoptera; Pieridae. Gene Ontology annotation, cellular component: nucleus. Gene Ontology annotation, molecular function: cis-regulatory region sequence-specific DNA binding; DNA-binding transcription factor activity, RNA polymerase II-specific. Bases 334 to 1539 code for a protein of 401 amino acids.
UCCUGCCGGGUGAGAGUGUGUAGCUCUUUCGUUUUUUAUUAACAAAAAAUGUCGAAGUGCCUCAAAACGGAAUAUUGUUUAGUGAUCUUGUGAUAGUAUUUAUGUGCACUAUACAUAUUUUAAGUAUUUUCACGUUUAUAACUAAAAAUAAGUUAGAUUGUGAUAUUGAGUCUCGUAUCGUCUUUUAAAAAUUUAACACACAGAGAGAGCUAAACGCGUAAUUAAAAAUUGUACCAUAGUCGUGAAUUAGACGAGUCUUUUCGUAAGUGUUAUAAACUGGUCUUAAGUAGACCAUCCGUGUUGUUUAGAUCGGUGGUAGAACCUGAUACAGUGAUGGUGAUGGCCAGUGGUGGUGGCGGGAUGGUGCAAUCCCCGCCAGACAUGCUGCACCAUCACAACAUCAUGGAUACUUCUUCACACGUGGAGAUGAUGCCUAAAAAACUCCGGCUAUCACUAUGCGUGGGGUGUGGCGGUCAGAUCCACGACCAGUACAUCCUGAGGGUGGCUCCGGACUUGGAGUGGCACGCUGCCUGUCUCAAAUGUCAGGAGUGCAGACAGUUCCUGGACGAGUCCUGUACCUGCUUCGUUAGGGAUGGGAAGACGUAUUGCAAACGAGACUACACUAGGUUAUUUGGUACAAAAUGCGACAAAUGCGGCGCUUCCUUUAGUAAAAACGACUUUGUAAUGCGAGCGAAAACGAAAAUCUACCACAUCGACUGCUUUAGAUGCUGCGCCUGCGCAAGACAACUAAUACCUGGUGACGAGUUCGCGUUGCGAGAAGGAGGCGCCCUGUAUUGUAGAGAAGACCAUGAUGUUUUAGAAAAGAGUGCAAACACAAGCGGCAGCAGUAACAGCAACGCAGAAAGCAACAACAACACCACACUCAGUAACAACAACUCACACCUUCCGCCCGAGCUGGGCUCUAUGAGCGAUUCCGGCAGCGAGUCAGGAUCGCACAAGAGCGGCAGAGCGCGAGCGGGUGGCGCGGCCGACGGGAAGCCUACGCGAGUUAGAACGGUUCUCAAUGAGAAGCAACUACACACCCUUCGAACCUGCUACGCAGCCAACCCUAGGCCCGACGCACUGAUGAAGGAGCAGCUCGUGGAGAUGACAGGCCUCAGUCCGAGGGUGAUCAGGGUGUGGUUCCAGAACAAGAGAUGUAAAGACAAGAAGAAGACCAUCCAACUCAAGAUGCAGAUGCAACAGGAAAAGCAGGAAGGUCGUCGCCUGGGCUACAUGUCCAUGGGCGUGCCUCUGGUGGCCGGGUCCCCCGUCCGGCACGAGCCGGGCGCCGCUGCGGCCGGAGCCUUGGCGCUCGAGGUGACGGCCUACCAGCCGCCUUGGAAAGCCCUCUCGGACUUCGCCCUUCACGCUGACUUGGACAGGGCUCCUCAUCACAGCGCCGCCUUCCAGCAUCUCGUCAAUCAGAUGCACGGCUACGACAUGCCCUCCCUUCCCCCUCCGCGGCCCCCGCACUCUACCGAAGACAACUACGUCACGUACCUCGAGAGCGACGACAGUUUGCCCCCCUCCCCCUAGUGCCGUCUCUCCUAACCCCCCCAGAGGCGGGUCUCGAACUAACUUAAUAUUUCGAUUGUGAAAAUUAAUUUUGUGAUUUUAUAUUAUCAAAGAUGAAAAUAAUGAUCUUAAUUCGAAACUGAAAAGUCGAUAGAGUAAGAUUGUGUAAGUUUUUUAAAUGUAAUUAUAAAUAUCAUUAUUGAUUGAAGACGUCUCAGUCGGCCUGGCCUUGUUGGACACUUAAAAACAAGAGUCGUAGAGAAACUGAAACGAAGGACGACACGAUGACGCGUUUCAUUUGAUCACCAACGGUAUGACGGAUCUUGUAAAUUGUCUCUGACUGGACUAGACGUGAUAAUCACUGUCAAACGGAACGCGCCAUUUCUAACUAUUUAGUGUCAAACAAACAUUUCUUGUACUUAUUUGUUCAACGUGUAUUGUACACAACGAUUAAUAAUUUUAACUAUAGCUUUCAAAACACCUAAAACAACCUUUCUUGAGACGUAUCUCACAACUGCUGUGACUUGCCAGUGUACAUAAUUAAUGAAAUGAGUUAUUCGUUUCAAAGUGUUGACAAUUGUGCUAGACUAGAAAUAUUGUUUCAUUUGUUAUUAAAAGUUUACCACUAGCUAUAAAGUGUAAUCAAGUGUAUCUAUAAAAUUACUUAUUUUAAUUUAAGUGUAAAUAAUUUGUAAAAAGAUUGUAUUAUAUAAUAUUAAUUAUAAUUUAGCUAAAAUAUAUUAAUAUUGUGAAGCAAACCUAAUUACAUUUAUAAAACGUACUAAAACUUUAUUGUAUGUAAAUAAUAUUGAAGGACUAUUGUUAAAGCGAUCUAAAUACUUACUCUAAAAUAUUUUUUUUUUUAAUAUUCAUUUCAUCGUAAUACCUAUGCUAUUGCAUUGCUUUUUUAUCCCUUUGCGAUGCGAAAAACUUAUAUUAAAUCUGUAAAGUAUGGUUUUUGUAAAUGUUUAUAGUAGGUACUUCAUAUUUGAAUUAUUUUGUACGAUCUAAAGACUAUAAACUUGUUAAGCUACGGGUGGUGUGCUAUGCUAAUAUUUCAUAGAAAUACCAGAUUUUAAUUUAUUCUGUAGUUAAAUAUACACUGUAUUUAGAU